This is a messenger RNA of Suillus subalutaceus, 820 nucleotides long. RefSeq lists its product as uncharacterized. The coding region runs from base 7 to 579 and encodes 190 amino acids. The transcript has a single exon. NCBI's taxonomy places the organism in Eukaryota, Fungi, Basidiomycota, Agaricomycetes, Boletales, Suillaceae. The record is from RefSeq and is a predicted model, not a curated record.
GCGGACAUGAUUUUGACCAAAUUCUCCGCUGCUAUCCUUACCGCAGUCUGUCCACAACCAGGUGCAACGCCCACUGGUGAUGGCCCUGACUGCUUCUUCCAUCUUAACCGCGAUAUGUGUUAUCUCCAAUUGAUCUUUGCCCUGGCGAGGAAUUCCUAUUGGCGCCCCCAUUUGUACUGCCACAUGGAUCGGGCCAUUAAGAUGAUCGCAGUGUGCUGCGAAUCACACGAGCCGCAUGCCUUUUACCUUGUUGGUAUCUUCCUCCGAAUAACACAUAAACAGGUGUCCGCCACAUCACUCAGUUCUAUCACAGAGCAGCAGGGGUGGAACAUGAUGAGAAAGGCAUGGCGUUUAGCUUUUCUCACAAUCGGCAACAUACACUGUGUCGAAUUCCUUCCCGAUCUUGUGGAAGGGACAAAGAAGUACAUGCGUACUAGUGUCGUUUCAAAAUAUGAUCUCAAGCAACUCAUCACUUAUGUGAACCAUCUUAUCAGGAUGCUGGAGCACAGGGAGGGGGUCGCCCUUACUAUGAAGGAGUUGAGAGGUAUAGCCGACGACAUACUUGCGCAGUCUGGUUAAUACAUCAGGGGAAACCUCCGCCAGGAAACUCACCAAAUUUUUCCACCUGUACCUGUAGGUUUGAUGUAUCACUACCUAUAACUACAAAUGAUCCGAGAUACAAUAAUUGCUGAGGGCUACAAAUGGUAUGAUACAUCACUGUAUUGUAGACUAAAGGUUCCCUAUGACCCCGCUACAUUGCUUAGCCGUGUCCGUGUAUAGUAGUACUAUGUGUUUCCUUGUUAUAAUACCUUUCUGUUGA